CUAUGUCCAAAAAACGGGUCGGGUCAUCAUCACAAGCCAAAGAAACGGAUCUCUGACGAGUGGCGUAACUGGCGGGCCUAGACAAAAACAGCCGCCGUGGCCAAAACCCCCUCAACAAGACAUAAAGUCUCAUCUGAAAAUCAUAACGUCGUUGCCUAACCUCGCCGGUCCAAACUUUCAAGUGGCUACAAAAUAAUGGACCCAACACCCACUGACCCACGUCUAAAGCCUCAGAAGAAAAUUCAAAAACCCAUAAAUCACACCCCUAUAAAUCUCACCCUCCUUCCAGCUUCGUCACAACUUCUUCCUGCUACUUUCUCUCUGUAAAAACACGCAGGGAGGAUGAAGAACCGAAGCUCCGGCAAGAUCUCAGCGAAAUGGAUUCCCAUUUUCUGCGUACCCUCUUUCCUUCUCGGCAUGCUCAUCACCAGCAGGAUGUGGGCUGUACCUGAAUCCAACGGUCAGCUCAUUUCUACUCGUCGGCAGGAGCAGGAGCUUCAGAUUGUGUCCGAAGAUUGCGCGACUAAGAAGAAGCUGGGACAAGAGAAGGAUGUGAUGAAUGAGAUUUACAAAACCCACGAGUCAAUUCAAUCUUUAGACAAGCAAAUGGCGUCAAUUCAGAUGGAGUUAGCAGCAGCUCGGAGUUCUCAGGAGAUGGGGGUCUCCGGUGACUCCGCUGCCACCUCAGUGUUGCAGAAGGACAAUUCAGCUAAGCAGAAGGCAUUUAUUGUGAUUGGAAUUAACACUGCAUUUAGUAGUAGGAAGCGGCGAGAUUCGGUUAGAGAGACUUGGAUGCCUCAAGGGGAAAAGCUACUACAGUUGGAGCGUGAGAAGGGGAUUGUUAUCCGUUUCAUGAUUGGCCACAGUGCAACAUCCAACAGCAUUUUAGAUCGAGCCAUUGAUUCAGAAGAAUCUCAACAUAAGGAUUUCCUCAGGCUGGAACAUGUUGAAGGUUAUCAUGAGUUGUCAGCCAAAACAAAAACUUUCUUCACCACUGCAGUUGCAAAGUGGGAUGCUGACUUUUAUGUCAAGGUGGAUGAUGAUGUACAUGUCAAUUUGGGUAUGCUAGCUUCAACUCUUGCCCAUCAUCGUUCAAAGCCUAGAGUAUACAUUGGGUGUAUGAAAUCUGGACCUGUUCUUGCUCAAAAGAGUCUUAAGUACCAUGAACCAGAGCACUGGAAGUUUGGUGAGGCGGGAAACAAAUACUUCCGACAUGCAACUGGGCAGAUUUAUGCAAUCUCCAGGGAUCUAGCUACAUACAUCUCUAUUAACCAGCCCAUAUUGCAUAAGUAUGCCAAUGAAGAUGUGUCUCUUGGUUCGUGGUUCAUUGGUCUUGAAGUUGAACACAUUGAUGAGCGCAAUAUGUGUUGUGGCACUCCACCAGAUUGCGAGUGGAAGGCACAGGCAGGAAAUGUCUGCAUUGCAUCAUUUGAUUGGAGCUGCAGUGGUAUCUGCAAGUCAGUGGAGAAGAUUAAAUUUGUUCAUGAAAAGUGUGGUGAAGGGGAUGCAGCUGUUUGGGGUUCGUUGUUCUAGAUCACUUCUUUUUGUAGGGUCUUUGCUGUCAAAACAAACAAGUACAUACAGUCCGUUCAAUAGUGAUGACAUCAAAGCAGCAACAGCAUUUUGAUUAUGGUGGAGGUGGUCAGGUGGACAUGUCCAAGAUUUUGCUUCUUCGACUCUCAGGGAAGACUUAAUGAGCUGCUGCUUAAGUUAUGCGGAAACAGUUCAUCUGAACUGUUGAUGUGACACCAUUUGUGUUUCAAGAUGUCUUCUGAUUGUAAUUCAGCGCAGGAGGAUAUAAGGGUAUUUAUACAAAUUGAUAGUUGUUUCCUGAUAUUAGUUUUAUAUAGUGAGAUAUGUUCUUAUGUAGGCCUUCCUUCCACUGUUACAGUAUAAUUACCAAUGUAAUGCACAAAAUAGAAAAGACAUUGCUUCCAUUACUUGAUAUGUGAUGAGAAUGAGAAUGAUUGAUUAAUAGAUUUCCUAUUUUUGAAGUUUUG
Molecule: messenger RNA, 2000 nt
Organism: Fragaria vesca subsp. vesca
Lineage: Eukaryota; Viridiplantae; Streptophyta; Magnoliopsida; Rosales; Rosaceae
Product: beta-1,3-galactosyltransferase 7-like
Exons: 11
Coding region: 343-1533 (396 amino acids)
Cellular component (GO): Golgi membrane
Molecular function (GO): beta-1,3-galactosyltransferase activity
Source: RefSeq, a predicted model, not a curated record